Sardina pilchardus (European sardine) is the source of this 5903-nucleotide messenger RNA. RefSeq names its product phosphodiesterase 4D, cAMP-specific (gene pde4d). The record is from RefSeq and is a predicted model, not a curated record. Gene Ontology annotation, molecular function: 3',5'-cyclic-AMP phosphodiesterase activity. The transcript is spliced from 15 exons. Bases 334 to 2679 code for a protein of 781 amino acids. NCBI's taxonomy places the organism in Eukaryota, Metazoa, Chordata, Actinopteri, Clupeiformes, Clupeidae. Gene Ontology annotation, biological process: signal transduction. Gene Ontology annotation, cellular component: perinuclear region of cytoplasm; cytosol; nucleus.
UCCCUUGGUGCAUUUUUUUGUUUUGUUUUGUUUUGUUUUAUUUUCAUCGUUUGAUGGUGGCUGUUCGGGGAGCCUCCAGUGGAGAUUGAGAGCACGUAAAAGGGGAUUGAUACCUGAAGUUUUCCUACUGUUUCCUCGUCCCCUGGGGGAUUUUCUGAAUUUCUAAACAGUGUUGAGCUCCACCGAGGAAAACGAGGAAGAUUGCAACGGCGGGAGCGUGAAACGAGUGAGCGAGCCUCAAAAAAAAAGGAAAAGAAAGGAAGGACGGAAAAAAGGAAAGAAGGAAGGACAGAAAAAAGGAAGGAAGGAAGGAAGGGAAGGGAAGGAAGCGGGAUGGCCCAGCAAACAGCGGCCGUGGGCCACCAGGACACGCUGGCCGUGCCGCCCAUGCCCAAGCACGCGGGGCUGAACGAGGACCUGGUGAAGAUCCUGCGGGAGAACCUGCUGCAGCAGGAGCGGCCUCGGGGCCACCGCCGCUCGCCCUCCUCCAUCUCGCCGCGCCUCUCGCCCCGCAACUCGCCCCGGCUGCUGCGCCGCAUGAUGCUCAACAACAACAUCCACAAGCAGAGGCGCUUCACCGUGGCGCACACAUGCUUCGAUGUGGACAAUGGCACGUCGUCGGGCCGCAGCCCCCUGGACCCCAUGGCCAGCCCCGGGUCGGGUCUCAUCCUCCAGGCCAACUUUGUGCACAGCCAGCGACGGGAGUCCUUCCUGUACCGCUCGGACAGCGACUACGAGCUGUCCCCCAAGUCCAUGUCCCGGAACUCCUCCAUAGCCAGUGACAUUCAUGGGGACGACAUGAUUGUAACUCCAUUUGCACAGGUUCUGGCUAGUUUGAGAACUGUGCGGAACAAUUUUGCUGCAUUAACCAAUGUUCAAAGUGAAAGGCCCUCUAACAAGAGAUCGCCCAUGUGCAACCCGCCAUCCAUUACAAAGACCUCAGUCUCAGAGGAGGCCUACCAGAAGCUGGCUACCGAGACCCUGGAGGAGCUGGACUGGUGCCUGGACCAGCUGGAGACCCUGCAGACCAGACACUCGGUCAGCGAGAUGGCCUCCAACAAGUUCAAGAGGAUGUUGAACAGAGAGCUCACCCAUCUGUCGGAGAUGAGUCGGUCGGGGAACCAGGUGUCGGAGUUCAUAUCUAGCACAUUCUUAGACAAGCAGCAUGAGGUGGAGAUGCCAUCUCCUCAGACACAGAAGGAGAAGGACAAGAAGAAGCGGCCGAUGUCGCAGAUCAGCGGCGUCAAGAAGCUCCAGCACAGCUCCAGCCUCACCAACUCCAACAUCCCCCGCUUCGGCGUCAAGACGGAGACCGAGGACGAGCUGGCCAAGGAGUUGGAGGACGUAAAUAAAUGGGGCCUUAAUGUUUUCAAAGUCACAGAGUUCUCUGGGAACAGACCGUUAACAGUCAUGAUGUACACAAUAUUCCAGGAGAGGGACUUGUUAAAAACGUUUAAGAUUCCACUAGACACCUUCAUUACCUACUUAAUGACUUUAGAAGACCACUAUCAUGCAGAUGUGGCCUAUCACAACAAUAUCCAUGCUGCUGACGUCGCCCAGUCCACCCAUGUGCUGCUAUCAACACCUGCCUUAGAGGCAGUCUUCACAGACCUUGAAAUUCUCGCUGCCAUUUUUGCCAGUGCCAUUCAUGAUGUUGACCACCCCGGCGUCUCCAACCAGUUCCUCAUCAGCACAAACUCUGAGUUGGCUCUCAUGUAUAACGACUCAUCGGUGUUGGAGAACCACCACCUGGCCGUGGGCUUCAAGUUGCUGCAGGAGGAGAACUGCGACAUCUUCCAGAACCUGACCAAAAAACAGAGACAAUCCCUCCGGAAGAUGGUCAUUGACAUUGUUUUAGCGACGGACAUGUCCAAGCACAUGAACCUGUUGGCCGAUCUGAAAACCAUGGUAGAAACCAAAAAAGUUACCAGCUCGGGAGUGCUACUCUUGGACAACUACUCCGACCGGAUACAGGUCCUGCAGAACAUGGUACACUGUGCCGACCUCAGCAACCCCACCAAGCCCCUGCAGCUGUACCGGCAGUGGACCGACCGCAUCAUGGAGGAGUUCUUCAGCCAGGGCGACCGGGAGCGCGAACGCGGCAUGGAGAUCAGUCCCAUGUGUGACAAGCACAACGCCUCCGUCGAGAAGUCACAGGUGGGCUUCAUCGACUACAUUGUCCACCCGCUGUGGGAGACCUGGGCUGACCUGGUGCACCCGGACGCCCAGGACAUCCUGGACACGCUGGAGGACAACCGGGAGUGGUACCAGAGCACCAUCCCCCAGAGCCCCUCGCCGGCCCUGGACGAGGCCGAGGACGGCCGACGGCCCGGCGGCGCCGCCGACAAGUUCCAGUUCGAGCUCACGCUGGAGGAGGACGGCGAGUCGGACACGGAGAAGGACAGCGGCAGCCAGCCCGAGGAGGAAGAUGAGGAGGAAGAGGAAGAGGAGGAGGAGGACAACAGUUGCAGCGACUCUAAAACUCUUUGCACGCAGGACUCAGAGUCGACCGAGAUCCCCCUGGAUGAACAGGUAGGGGAGGGGGAGGAGGACGAAGAGGAGGAGGAGGAAGAGGGAGAGGGAGAAGGAGAAGGGGAGAGUUCGGACCCCUGUGUUUUAGUGGAGGAGGAAGAGGAGGUGGAGGAGGAGGACAACGAGGUGAAAACCGCUGACACGUAACACACGACACACAGAAGGCGCUCAAGUGACAUUUUUAUCUAUCCACAUUCAAACAAAAGGAGUCCCGAGUUUUUAUUUAUUGUGUUGUACUCCUUUUGUGUAGUGUUUUAUGUUGGUUUUCUAUUAUUAUUAUUUUUUUCUUUCCUGGAUAAUAUGAUGCUUUCAAUGUGUAUACAGUUCUCCCCUUCAGCUCUCUUCUGGUUUCUACUGGUUACCCUAUGCCUUCUGUCACGCUUUUCAAGUCGAGCCCCACCGGUUUUGCACUCAGGAAUAUCAAUUUCAGUCCAUUCCAGAUCUCAUUGGUUUGUUUCUCCUCUUGACUUGAGGAGAAAGAUAACAAUUUCAAAUGUGUGAACAACAUAUCUUUUUUUUAUUAUUAUUUAUUCUGUGCUUCAGCAGUCACCUACUGUAGAUGCUGUCCAUUUAUGAUUCCUUCUCUUUGUUGAAAAGGAAGGCAGUAUUUCUGUAUUUCUAGAAAGAACCUGCCAAAACUACUCUAGAGACUGGUGGCGUCUUGACGCUAAGGUGCAAAUAAUGGGACAGGGGUGUGCUUUUUGAAAGCAUGUUACGUUUGAAAGCAGUGAGGAAAAAGGCUACUGAUUGUGAAAAGAAAUUUUCCCACAAUUUAUAACCACACUUUGUGAAAGUUAAACAAGUUCAAGUCUUCCUAGAUAUCAACUGAUCCUUCACUUCUUCAUCCUCUUGAGUUCUUCUCGUAAGGUCCAGCCAUUUUAACAUAUUUUCUGUCGUCAGUGAGGUAACAGGCUGACAGACUGUCAAAAUAUAUACACUGCUCCAUUAGCCACUACCUUGGUUUUUGUUGUUACCAUGGUUACAGAGGAGCAGAAUUUUGCACUUCUAUAAAGUAAACACUCCCUUUGUUUCAGCGUCAUCCAUUCACGUGGGUGAUUUUGUAAAGAACUCAAGUCAUGACAGAUGUGUACAUUCAGCACAUUUUGGCGUUUUUACAUUUGCGUUUGUGUGUGUGUGUGUGUGUGUGUGUGUGUGUGUGUGUGUGUGUGUUGUGUGUGUGUAUGUAUGUGUGCAUGUGUGUAUUGUGGGGGAAAAGGAGUGAUAUAGUUGAUUGAGAGCUGUCACUGCAAUGAUGUCACUACUGAUCACCCCCAUGACAUUUGCCGAUGCAGCUCAAGAAUCUCAAUGCUCAAGUGCAGCGCACAUCGGCACCAGCAUGAGUGCGGCGCACUCUAUCUACGCUGUCUACGUUACAUCACAUAGAUUCCGUAGUUUUCAAUACAGCUCUGCCCACCACCAAUGAAACCUUCCGCCACCGCCGUGCUGAUGUGAAUUUACCAUGGAAUUCACAGUCACCAAAUGGAAUUCUCAUUGUUAACGGUAUUCAUUUUCAUCCAAACAUCGGACAAUCAGUCUCAGCAUGAAAUAAAAAAUAGUUGGCCAUGGAUGCAUUGAGCCACUUUUGCCAAAUCUUUCUUUUUGUAUUCUUUUACCCUUUUUUUUCCAAAAUUGCCAAAUUGUUCUGGGCUUGAAAAGAAUGCUGCACUCUGGCCAGCCAACCAUCAGAUUUAUUUUUGUGACACCUUCUGCUCUUAUAACUACACGUAUCAUUUCAUUGUUAUCAUUACAGUACCUUUGUUUGGUUGCAUUUUUUUGUAUUUAUUAUUGUUUUUCAAGUCAUUAUUCUGUUUUCAGUUUUUCUGUUGGUUGUUUGUCUGAUGUGCUGUUGGCAUACAACGCAGUACUGUAGACUUGUAGCAUUACUAACACAGCAGAAUUGCAAGUGACUGUACCCAAAUCUUUUCUUUUUUUAUUGUUAUUAUUCACUGUAUAAAAAAGACAAUGUACAAAUUUGUAACCCUAGCUUAUAAAAAGUCCUUAUUUUUUAAUAAUGUCAUCAAUGUGUGUUUCUUUUAUUUAUUUCUGGUUUCUUUGUGCCAACUUUUUUUCAUUAUCACCUGACAACCUUAUUUCACAAGAGUAACUCAUUUAAUCUGUUUACAAACAUGUAUUUAUUGUGCUGUAAAAUAUAAUAUAUAUGUACAUAUAUAUAAAUAUAUAUACAUAUAUAUAUAUAUUGUUAUUACCAUGUUGCUGUUUGUUGCUGUAAAUGAUGUACAUUUCUAUCAUCCCUUAUGGUGAUGGUGUUGCCGUAUUACGUAACUCUUGUUGAGAGAAUGUUUAUUAUACGUGCUUAUUCAAUGUAAAAUAAUUCCAUUGAUAUCUGUCUCCUGAUAGCUUGUUCUGUUUGGAGAAGGCAGGGGGAGGGGAAGAAAAAAACAAAAGAGUCCAAAUUAUUUUUUGUAGAGCAAACUCAAACUCUGUACUUGGCCUGAGGGCUGUGCCUUAAGUGUACCAUGUUAGGUUUCGCAUCUUCCUUUCCGCUGCACUAGAGAUACUAUCAGCUGGAGUUGAAAGCCCCUCUGUAGUGUUUGUCCCUGUCUUUUAAUAGAAACACAAUGUUUUAUUUUCUUAAAAAAAAGAGAGAGAGUGUCAGACCUCCAAGGGUCAGCAAGACGAGGGAGUGUGAGUGGCUGAGUGAAGAUUAAAAAAACGCAACCAUUUCUGUCGUUGUUGUAUACAGGCCAGUAGUUUGUUCCAUGUGUGCACGCUUUGUUGCAGUGCAUGAGUGGGAAGCUAUAACAGGAAAGAAUGUUCUGUUUCAGUCGCUGCUGCAUUUUCUUUCUGACUGAAACCUAAACAGACCUGCAACAACAUCACAAGUUCAUCCCGACUUUAUAGACGGAAAACCAAUCCAUGCGUCAUGCAAUAUGCUUUAGAAUAUAAUACUGAAAGAAAAAAACACUUAUCUUUCCACCAGACAAAAAAAGAAAAAGAAAGUUGUGAUAUUUUCACAUGUGGUGGAGGCAGUACCUUUAUAAAAUAUAUAUAUAUGUUUAGCAAUGGAGACUCUUACUUUGACACAUACUGUAGACCCUUACAGCCCUGGAUCAAUGGAAUCAGUGGGUACCUGUCAGUUUUGUGGUAUCUGUCUAAGAAUAAACAGAAUGCACUAACUGAGCUUUAUUUUGUUGUUUUUAGCACCACUUUUUGGGGUUUAUGAUUCCUUUUUUGAAUGCCAACUUGUCUGGAGAUUUCACAAGACUAUAGAGUUGUUUUAUUGGAUUCCUCGUUUAUUGCAGUCUAUUGGAUAGAACUGUAGAAGACACCUUCUGUAAAAAAAAUUACAAAAUGAAAUAAAAAUGUUUUUAUAUGCAACAGAUUAAAUAAAGCAUGGGUUGAUACUGUCA